AUGGCUAAAAAAAGUUUAACAUUUAAUGAGCAGAUGAAGGGUUUCCCCUGGUAUCAAUUGUUUUUCUUAUCCAUGAUUAGAAUAGUCGAGCCAAUGUCAUUUACAUCUUUAUUCCCAUAUGUAUAUUAUAUGGUCAAAGACUUCCAUGUUUCUCCUGACAAUGCACAAGUUUCAAAGUAUUCAGGUUAUUUGGCAUCAUGUUUUGCUUUAUGUCAAGUUCUUACAGCAUAUAAUUGGAGUAAAGUAUCUCAACAAUAUGGUAGAAAACCAACACUUUUGCUUGGUCUUUUUGGGACAGGUAUUUCACUUUUGGUAUUAGGUUUUGCUAAAUAUUAUUACCAAACAUUAUUAGCAAGAGGUAUGAUGGGUUUAUUAAAUGGUAAUGUUUCAAUUAUAAGGACCGUAAUAGGUGAAUUGGCUACAGAGAGGAGGUAUCAAGGUGUGGCAUUUAGUAUGCUUCCUUUACUAUUUGAAACAGGUGCUGUUAUUGGGCCUAUGGUUGGUGGGUAUUUGGUCUUUAGAGAAGAAAAUAACACAUACCCACCAAAUUGGUUUCCAGCAAGUGUGAAACGAUUAGUUAAGAUAUAUCCGUACUCUUUACCGAAUAUUGCGAUAUUUGCUUACAUCUUAAUCAGCAUUUUAGUUAAUUUUUUAUUUUUGGAAGAAACCCAUCCAGAUUACAAGAAUAGAAAAGAUUAUGGACUUAUAAUAGGAGAUUUUAUUAAAAAACAUAUAUUUUCAAUUAAAGUAAAACAAAGAGCUUGGAAUACCAACUAUGCAGGGAACCAUUCCAAUGUUGAUCCGGAACAGGAUCAUAUCAUAAAUGAGACAACCCCGCUGGUGCAUUCAAGCACUACUCAAGAGAUCUCUUCCCCAUAUCAUCGAAAUAACAUGACUGAAAAUAUUGAUCACGAUGAUAUUGAUGAAUCUGAAAACACUAGUGAAGCAGAAAGUAUACAAUCUUUACCACUGUUGACUAGAAGAGAAUCAGUGGCCCUUAUUAGAACGUAUUCUAUUGUUGAAAACACUGACAUAACCCCAACUGAUACCAACGUGGCAUUCGAUGGUUGUGCAGAAAAUAGUGCGAUACAUCAUGUUUUGCAUACUUCUGUAUUUUACCCAAUUUCAGUAAGUUUCAUUAUGGCUUUGCAUACUAUAGUUUUUAAUGAAUUCUUACCAAUAUUCUUGGCUUAUGAAUUGGAGAAAGAUCCAAGCGAUUCAACACAGUUAGUUUCAAAAUUUCCUUGGAAGAUUUCAGGUGGUAUAGGAUAUUCAUCUGAGCAGACAGGUACUUUACUCUCAACCACUGGUAUUUUUGGUGUAUUGGUUGUGAUUUUUAUUUUCCCAACAAUUGACAGAAAAUAUGAUUGUUUGACUAUAUUUAGGACGUUAGUCAAAAUAUACCCAGUGCUUUACCUAAUUAUACCAUAUGUUGUGUUCUUGCAAAAAGACUGGAUCCCAAGAUGGGCCACUGUAUGUUAUUUGUAUUUUAUCACUGGUUCUAAAACGUUGUGUAGUUCUUUGACAAAUCCUCAGAUUACAUUAUUAAUACACAAUAGUAGUCCGUUGAGCUGUCGUGCCGUUAUUAAUGGUGCGACUAUUAGCAUCUCGUCAUCGGCUAGAUUUGUUGGUCCAUUGAUUUGGGGUUAUCUAAUGUCCUGGACGCAAGAGUACGAAAUUGCAUGGUUAGGAUGGUGGUCAUUAGGUAUCAUUAGUGCCAUUGCCUGGUUACAAAGUUACAAAAUUGAUCCAAUUGAUGAUGAGGACGAAGAAGAAGAAGAUAAUGAGAACACUGGAUCAAUGCGUAGAAGAACUUUGUUGGAACGCAGUUCCAGUUUGAGAAGUUUACGUAACAAAUCUAAAGUCUCACUUCAUGGAGGAUAG
Tetrapisispora phaffii CBS 4417 is the source of this 1884-nucleotide messenger RNA. RefSeq lists its product as uncharacterized. Gene Ontology annotation, molecular function: transmembrane transporter activity. The record is from RefSeq and is a predicted model, not a curated record. Gene Ontology annotation, biological process: transmembrane transport. Lineage: Eukaryota; Fungi; Ascomycota; Saccharomycetes; Saccharomycetales; Saccharomycetaceae. The transcript has a single exon. Bases 1 to 1884 code for a protein of 627 amino acids.